This is a messenger RNA of Spodoptera littoralis (African cotton leafworm), 2361 nucleotides long. The record is from the annotation of a GenBank genome assembly. Lineage: Eukaryota; Metazoa; Arthropoda; Insecta; Lepidoptera; Noctuidae.
AUGACACCAGAGUCAGUUUUGUUUUUGUGUAAUUUCGACGACCAACUCAACACUGAAAACAAGACAAUUGAAAAGUUAUGGUCGGAGCAGUGGUCAGUCAGAGACCAAGCAAUAUGCAAGGAAUUGUUAGCGAUGGGUCUUGAUACAGAUGCACUGGGAGAUUUAUUGAAAUCGUAUCAAAGAGAUUCUAAUGUGAAGGAAAACAUUCUUUAUGUAUCUAUAAGUUCAUUUCUAACAUUUUGUGAUCGUAAUUGGAACCCUCACCCGGAAAAAUUGAGCUUAGAAGAAUUUUUUGGUGUAGAAUGGCCAAAAGACAUUGAUGCGAACAUUCUGCUGCAAAGGGAUUCCGAGCCAAUCUAUCUAAAUGUGAUCUAUCCAGAACUGUUGUAUUUCUCAACGCAAGUUUUCAGUGCUUUGUGUAACGCUGACCAAAGUUUGUUACACUUAUGGUGGUACUUCAGAAGUAAAGUGGCCCAUCAAAGAAGUUUGGAAGACACUAGCGCCACAUUGUAUGCGGACCUUGAAAUUAUAAUAGCAAAAUUGACCAACCUCCUUCAUGUGAUUCAAGAUAAGCCAAGGCUGCAGAUCCUGUUGUGCAUGGAGAUAGCUCAAGCCUACCUAAUAUAUGGCAGGGUACAAAGAACAGAAGAGUAUCUGACUAGGGCCAGAGACCUUGCAGGGUUGAAAUUGGAGUUAACAGGUAUACUGGGUAAAAGAACGAAGUUUCAACAAACAAUAAUACCUCAACUUGCACUGUCAAGUGAGCUGGACUCCAGCAUAGAGAGACCUACAGCUGAAGAGAGCCAUGGCACAGCUGAGCUGCCUCCCGACCUGGAACUGCAAGAUGAUCUUAGAUUGAACAAGAUUCACUACACGGAGUCCAUCAGCCAAGCUGAACUUCCUAGUUUAGAGCAAAUCCUGUGUUUGCUGACUGUGCAAUAUUUAAUUAAAUCUCAGCCAAAAGAUGAAUUGAUGAAUGAAGAGUUGGAGCCCUACAUCGCAGCUGUUCUCUCGCCAAAGAAAGGUGCGUGGCCUACUCGAGUAGCUGCACUUCUGAUCAGGUGUAAACUGGAAGCCAACCACAAGAGGACUGUGGAGCGAGCCAUGCUGCAGUGUGAGACCAUCGUUAAUGAUAAGACAGGCGCCAGUUCUACUACUAGAUUAUCCUAUCUCUGGGGGACUGGUCUUCAACCAGCCUGGGUAUGGAGACAGCAGUUAGCGGACCUGUACCUGAAUCUGGGUCUAGUGAAGGCAGCCUUAGAGGAAUACCUCAAAUUACAACUCUGGGAAGAUGUUAUUGUGUGUUAUACUGCGCUGCAGUUGAGACAUAAGGCAGCUGAAAUUAUACAGCAGCAAAUUGAUAUAAAUCCGACGGUGAAACUGUACUGCUUGCUAGGUGAUGCAACAGAUGACGUAAAGUGCUAUGAAAAGGCGUGGGAAUUUUCAAACCACAAGAGCAGUAGAGCGCAAAGACACUGGGGUAACUUCUUGUUCGAUCACAAGAAGUAUGAAGAAUGCAUUCCACAUUUCGAGAAGUCAGUCGAAAUCAAUUCCAUACAGGAUCGAGUUUGGCUUAGAUUAGGAUAUGCAGCUCUAAUGGUAGAAAACUGGGAAGUAUCAGCUAAGGCGUACCGUCGCUACACUUAUCUUCAACCCAACACGUUCGAGGCAUGGAACAACCUGGCCAAAGUGUAUGUCAACCAAGGGGACAAGAAGAGAGCUUAUAGAGCCCUCAUGGAGGCUUUGAGAUUCAAUUAUGAUAACUGGAAGCUAUGGGAAAACGUACUAAUAGUAAGUAUGGACACCGGUCACUUCGAGGACGUGAUCCGCGGCUGCCAUCGUCUACUGGAUCUGCAGCAAAAAUUUGAAGAUGUUGAGGUUUUGCAGUUGCUAGUGAGAGCCAUUCUGUCAGAUGCUAAAGAUGCUGAUGGAAAUAGUUCUGCUAGAUUGCAAAAGCGGGUUCUGGAAUUAUUCGGAAGGAUAACGUCAAUACACCAGAAUAAACCGGAGUUAUGGCAGCUCUAUUCCGACUUAAGUCCAACAAGUUUGUUGGCGGCACAGCGCUUAUUGAAGGCGUAUAAAGGUUUUACACAGACUGGCAACUGGUCUGACAAUCCUGAAACAUGUAAAAAGGUAAUAAAUAUGGCGCAAUCAGUUUUGGAACUUAGUAAAAAAGCGCGCGAAGAAGCAGAAGAGAAGGAUAUACUUCAAGCCAAUCAACAACUGUCUUCAGCACGACUCACUGGCCAGGCAGUCAUCAGGGCAGUGGAAAAACAAGACUGGCCUGAAACACGAAGUAGCUUGGAAGAAUUAAAACAAUUAUUUUCUAAUGUUACUGAAUAUAUGAAAUCAAUUAUGUAA